This is a messenger RNA of Plasmopara halstedii, 264 nucleotides long. RefSeq lists its product as uncharacterized. The record is from RefSeq and is a predicted model, not a curated record. The coding region runs from base 1 to 264 and encodes 87 amino acids. The transcript is spliced from 2 exons. NCBI's taxonomy places the organism in Eukaryota, Oomycota, Peronosporomycetes, Peronosporales, Peronosporaceae.
AUGUCGCGGCCUCGUGCCAAAGGCAGCUCUGCUUCCAAGCAAAGGCGUGCUCACAAUUUGUGGACGCUGUAUGCUUUUUCCAAAAGACGAUUUUACGAGACCCCGAUGCCAAACGCACAACGAGAGUCGCAGCGACUUGUACCAAGUUUACCUCAGGAGGAAGUAUCUCCUGUCAAAUGUAGAGAGUUGUUGUCAUGUUUCGAUCGACGCGAUGAAACGAAAUGUGUCCGCCGCCAGCCCAUAUACGUUCCAAUUUUCCUUUGA